Molecule: messenger RNA, 862 nt
Organism: Telopea speciosissima
Lineage: Eukaryota; Viridiplantae; Streptophyta; Magnoliopsida; Proteales; Proteaceae
Product: nuclear speckle RNA-binding protein B-like
Exons: 1
Coding region: 18-791 (257 amino acids)
Cellular component (GO): nucleus
Source: RefSeq, a predicted model, not a curated record
AAAACCCUCAUCCAUUCAUGGACUCUCCUGAAUUCCCCACCAGUUCUUCAUCUCCGCCGAGGAAGGAAAUUCAGAUCCAGGGCCCUCGACCGGCGCCGCUGAAAGUUCGUAAAGACUCCUACAAGAUCAAAAAGCCACCUCUCGUACCACAACAACCAUCUCAGCUGCCGCCACCGCAACCGCCUCGCCAGCCGGUGAUUAUCUACACCGUCUCACCCAAGGUAAUUCACACCACUGCAAGUGACUUCAUGACACUAGUCCAACGUCUCACUGGCCCCAAUUCAUCUUCUUCUUCCUCUUCUUUUUCUUACACUACUGUCUCAUCAUCAUCAUCCUCAUCGUCGUUGUCGUCAUCUUAUGUUGAUAAUACUGCUAGUGUUCUUGCUUCGCCGGCGGCACGAUUCGCCUCGAUUGAAAAGGUUAAUAAUAAUAGCCCUACUUUCCAAGCGGUGAAAUCAAGAAAGGGAAGUGGUAGUGUUGCUGUGGUGGAGAGCAGAUUAGAUGAAGACAUUAGAGAUGCAAGCGGUACAGUUGAAAGGACAUGUUUGUUCCCAGGGAUACUAUCGCCUGGUCCAUCUUCUUUCCCUCCCAUCUCUCCCAACUUCUUCUCUCCAACACCUGACCCCAAUUCAUCAUCACUUGCUUUCUUACAAGAUCUAAGCCCUAUUUUCCAUGGAAACAGGAGUUAUAUAGAUGGUACCAUGGUGCCAAGCCCAACAACCUUCUUUUCUUCUGCUCCUUUAACUUCUCCUACUCCAUUUAUGGAUCUCUUCAAUCAAUUUGAUUUAUAAUUAUGUUUCCAUAGAGAUCAGAAGAGAAGGGUUGGGAUUGAAGAAAAAGUGAUAGUGAAUUUCUGUUUCUU